Messenger RNA from Adelges cooleyi (spruce gall adelgid), 4417 nucleotides. RefSeq names its product neuroligin-4, Y-linked-like. The record is from RefSeq and is a predicted model, not a curated record. Gene Ontology annotation, molecular function: neurexin family protein binding; signaling receptor activity. Gene Ontology annotation, biological process: postsynaptic membrane assembly; synaptic vesicle endocytosis; modulation of chemical synaptic transmission. NCBI's taxonomy places the organism in Eukaryota, Metazoa, Arthropoda, Insecta, Hemiptera, Adelgidae. Bases 286 to 3852 code for a protein of 1188 amino acids. The transcript has 11 exons. Gene Ontology annotation, cellular component: cell surface; postsynaptic membrane; synapse.
CCGUUUGAACACUUUGGACGUAUCGUGCCGACGUCGGGCACGUGUUCGCGACAUCGUAUGCAAUUACUAAUUGCUCGUCCUUUCCGGUGAGACUUCUCUGUUUUGUGUGCGUGCCGGGUGCAUUUUGCGUGCGAACAAGUGCGCGUCCCGCUUAGGAGAUAUCCGAAGUCGUCCGUCUCGGGUGUUAGUUGUGCGCCGCCGAUGCGGCAAAGGGGACGGCGGCGGUGUCGGUGACCCCUGCACCUUUCGUCCGUCUACGACGGGUUCGAUGCGGCCGAUAAUAGUAUGGCGUCGGUGACCGCGCUGCUGCUGCUGCUGCUGGCCGUCGGCGUAACGGCGGUCAGGAGCGCCCGGGCCGACGUGCUCGGGUACACGGAUACGGUGCGGCUAGACCGUCAAGGGCCGCUCAAGGGCUUGCUGACGACGGUGGGAGGCCCCGGCGGUCAUCUCGACCAAGUGGAGGUGUACCUGGGCGUGCCGUACGCGUCCCAAGAGCGGUUCAUGCCGCCCGGAGCACCUCCCGCGUGGUGUGCUUCUUCGGCUAGCGGUGGCGGCGGCGGCGGCCACGGACACGGUCAUUGCCGGCCGCUGUUGGCCGAAUACCUGAAACCGGUAUGCCCGCAAAAGUUGCCUGAAAUAGGAGACGCCGCGGUCGGCGCUAACAAGCGACUGUCGGCCGUCCGGCAGAACUACCUGAAACGCCUGUUGCCGUACUUGGGCAACCAGAGCGAGGAUUGCCUGUACCUGAACAUAUACGCGCCACACGAUUCAAAAAGCGAGAUGAACGAAGAAAAUGAUAACAGCAAACCGAUAAAAAAAAGCAAGUACGCUGUGAUUAUGUUCAUUCACGGUGAAUCAUUUGAAUGGAACUCUGGCAAUCCGUAUGAUGGUUCUGUAUUGGCUAGUUUUGGGAAAGUUAUUUUCGUCACAAUUAACUACCGGGUGGGCGUUUUAGGCUUUUUGAAAUCAAACGGUGGCGAUAAUCCGGCCAGUAAUUUUGGCCUCUUGGAUCAGGUGGCCGCUUUGGAGUGGAUCAAGAAUAACAUACAAGCGUUUGGCGGCAAUCCAAAUGCGGUAACCGUGAUGGGACACGGUACCGGUGCAGCUUGUGCGAAUUUCCUUAUGAUGGCGCCACCAGUCAAUAACAACGACCUCUUUCAGAGAGCUAUACUUAUGAGCGGUUCAGCGUUGUCCGAUUGGGCUUUAGUAAAAAAUCCCAUUGUCAACAUGAUCCAAGUGGGCCAGUCGGUGAAAUGCGACACCGGAGAAGACGAAAUGUUCUUCGACUGUUUGCGCAGGAAACGUUUCACGGAUUUGGUUUCGGCCAAAGUAUACGCUCCUCCGUUCGCCGCAAAGUUUGGACCAAUGGUAGACGGUGUAAUGGUUACCAACGAACCGUUGCUAUUGCUCAAGGAGCACAAGAGUUUAAUGCGUAGAUAUAACGUUCUGAUGGGAGUUACAGAAUACGAAAGCUAUCAUUUAUUAGACAGCGUAUCUUUGGUCCACGGUAUGCUAGAAAACGAACAGCACAGCAUGUUAUUAGACUACAUGAAAGCCAAAUUUGAGCUUUUUCCAGAUCUCACGUUGACGGCUACACUCGCACAGUAUGCGGACCGUGAUCGAUCUUGGUCUUCGUCGGAUGUGUUGGAAAAUCGGGACGUCCUAUUGGAGAUUCUUAGCGAUGCCAUGGUCUUGGCCCCUUUGAGUCACCUCGCCGAUAUACAAUCAGAAGUCAACGAACACACAUAUUUUUAUGUGUUUACACACCGAAGCUCGUUCAACGAAUACGACGUGGCGAAGAAGAGCAUCAACGGCGAAGAUUUGCCGUACGUCUUAGGCGUUCCACUUGGUGGUAACACAAUCCAUUUUAAGACUCAGUUCGAUCAAAAAGAAAAGCGGUUAUCAGAGAUGAUUAUGGCGCAUUGGAGCAAUUUUGCUAAGACCGGUGAUCCGAGCUUUUCCAAAAGAUCUUCACAAGCGGACUGGAAGAUGAAUGCAAGAUGGCCGAAGUACAGCGCUGCAAACCACGCCUAUUUAGAGCUAAAUCUAACGACACGGCCAAGGGCUAAUUACAGAGUAAAUAAAUGCAAGUUUUGGAACGUCGAUCUUCCACAACGAAUUGAAGAAAAACGACAAAAAGACGCCGAACAAUCCAAGCUAUCGUUACCUUCUAUACCGACAAGAUUUAUACCGCCUUGGACCGAACACGAUUCGCCGGUAUUUAGCUUUCCCACUCCAAUGCCGGACGAUCCUAAUCAUUCCGGAGGAUUCCCCGAUGAUCCUAACCCAGGCGAAGAACCGUCGGCCGAACCAUCUGACAAGAGACCUCCGGAAGUCGAAGAGUCAUCGUCUUCCGUUGUCGUGUCUUUAAUAAUAAUAAUAGGUAUUUGUUUUCUGUUGGUAAAUAUUUGCGCCUUUGGCGGAAUAUAUUACCAAAGAGACAAACUAAGAGUGAGAGAACGACUGUUCAACAAUCGAUUUCGAUGUAACGAAGCCAACACGAGUCGAACAUUUGACGACGACGAAAAUGACGUUUACACGAAAGCUGAGGACCCAGAACUUGCAGACAUUCACAAGUUUGGUAAAAGUGAAGUUUACGAUUCGGUCGCGUUGGCCAGCGUUAAACCAGAAGCCAUUGGCGGCAAGCGGUUGGGAAAGUGGGCGGAAAUUUCUAGGCAGAGAAGUAGCAGCACCGUUACCAUGGAUCCACAUACCAGGGUGAAGGAGUGGAUUAACACCGAGAUAAUACAGAGAUAUUCUCCGAGAAUACUGAGGCGGCAAAGGAGGGAAGAGAAAAAAAGACAGUUGGUGUGUGCCGAAGACCCCGUCGAAGCCACCGAGAAAGUAUCGUCUGAACUAAGUCAAGUGAACAAGUCCAGAAAUAAAGUUUCCGUGGCUAUAGACGCUACUCCUGCGGCCAGGACAAUAAGUGUUUUGAAACAAACGCCUAUAGAGUUAACAAAAUCUAUGGAUGCGAUGGCGCAUCCUGAACGUGUGGAGAUAAAACCAUCGCUGUCUUUGGGUUCAAUCGGUAGGAAUCCCCUUAAGAGGAGCGACGCGAUGAACGAAUCUGACAAUAUGUUGUCAUCUACAGACACGUUGCACAAGAGCUCUACUAGUAUUCAGCUAAAGCCGGCUACAAAAGAGAAAAGGCCGGGAAUAAAAGUUGUGCACGGAUACUCGAAAUCAGAACCAGCCCGUGACACCUUUAAAGAAGUUCUGUAUAGUCAAGUAAGCAAGCCGAAAGCGACGAUGGCGUUAUCGAAAAAUCCUAGCUUCGAAUCGAGUACGCAUUAUGAAGACAUAAACGUCACUUCCAGAGAGUACAACGGAGGGGACUCGUCGAGUGUGGACAGCUUACGGCGGAUCAAGUAUCCGAAAGUGUUACCGGACUUCCCAAACGAUCGGAACUCGGGAUCGGCUGACCGACGGCUGUCGUUACCACCGCCCGCGUUCGCCUCCAUACCCGAAGGGGGUACGAUCAAAAUACCACCGCCUCCUCCCCCGCGAAUAUCGUCGACGUUGGGCCGAAAAAAAGACACGAAGUCCGAGGUGACCGUCAUGUUCGCCAAGACACCGACGGUCGCAAUACCGGAGGAACAUAAGUCGCUUGUCGUGCCGUGCGUCCCUAACAAAGUUUGCCCGCCAUCGCUGAAGAAAACAUCCAUUUCUUCGUCGGCAACCAACAGUAAGAAAUCGGAACCCAGAAUAGUGAUCAAGGCGGGUUCGAAGCAACAGCAACAGCCCAAGAGAGUGAAUAUACCGCGGGUCGUUCAUCCGCAGAACAGCGACAAAAGCAAAAGCAGCGGAGACAGCGGGGACACGGGCACGAUUAAAAGGAAGAAGAAGUGAACGUUGCGUUUGUUUUACUGUUACUAAUUUUUUUUUUACACGCCUACAUGUUUUUUACGUUAAUUAAUUGUCCUUUAAUGUUAAGAAUCUACUAAGUUUUGUUAUAGUUAUGUAUAAAGUAUACUUAAGUAUUUUUUUUUUUUUUUAUAUACACAUUCUGUAUGGUCCACCGAGGAAUGUUUCCUUUCUUACUACCUCGGUCAGUUGUAAUGACAUUAAGAAUUAGAUUAUUAACGAUAGGUUUUUUUUAUAUGUAUAAAAUUCCAUACAUUUAUUUUGUGAAUAGAAUCGAUAAUUGUUUGUGUAAACGAACUGCAUAAAAUUCGUAACCACCAUGACCGACAUUCGUGAACGUUGUUUUAACUUGUACUUGUAGUUUAUUUUGAUUAGUUUCAAUGAAACGAUUCAUUUUCUAAAAACAAUUUAGAAUAUUGUAUUAAUCCGCGUUUAAAUUUUACGAUCGAUUUAGUUUCACAUAGGAAAAAACAUAUAACUGUUUUGUGUUGUAUUUUUUGUAAGGAGGAUUACAAAUGCAACCAAAUAAAGACUGUUUUUUAAAAAUGAA